UCCCUUUCAAGGAAAUGACAUGACCUGCUCAUGAUUUUUUCAUGGCCUGAGCUAAUGCCUGGAUCUUUCCUUAAUCUCUACAUCUGCACUGUGCAGGUCUGAGGAGGCCAUUACCAACUGGAGUAAUCAAGAAUGGAUUAAUGGAAGCAAUGUUUAGUUGUACAUCAAAGGAAGUCUUGCCUUUCUUGACCAAAAGCCAUGAGUUGGAUGUUCCUCAGAGACCUCCUAAGUGGAGUAAAUAAAUAUUCAACUGGAAUUGGUCGAAUCUGGCUGGCUGCUGUCUUUAUAUUCUGUUUGCUGGUCUACAUGGUAGCUGCAGAACAUGUUUGGAAAGAUGAAAAGAAGGAGUUUCAAUGCAACAUUAGGCAGCCUGGUUGUGAAAAUGUCUGUUUUGACUACUUUUUCCCCAUCUCCCAGGUUAGGCUUUGAGCCUUGCAGCUGAUCAUGGUCUCCACCCCUUCUCUUCUGGUUGUUUUACAUGGCUACUGUGAGGGCUGGGAAAAAAGGCACAGUAAGAAGUUUUACAUUAGGCCAGGUAACAUGGACGGGAGCCUGUGGUACACUUAUGUCAUCAGCCUUGUUUUCAAAACUGGAUUUGAAAUUGGCUUCCUGCUUUUGUUUUACAAUUUGUAUGACGGAUUUAGAGCACCCUACCUUGUGAAAUGUGGCAAUCCCUGCCCAAGCACUGUGGACUGCUUUAUCUCCAAGCCCACUGAGAAGAAAAUCUUCCUUUACUUCUUGCUAGUCACAUCAUGUCUGUGCAUUGUGUUGAAUAUCACUGAGUUUGGCUAUUUGGUUUUCAAAAGUUUUGUUGAGUGUUGUCUUCAACGAUAUGCUCAAAAUUUUAGAUCCUCAGCUUGUAAGCAUCACAACCUUAACUAUGUCACAUGGAAUGAGAUUAAUGCCCCCAACCUGCUCCAGAAGCACAAUUCUGACUGUUUCAGAAGCAUCUCUCAGAAACUUGAAGAAAGUGGUUUGCAAGACGAGUGA
Messenger RNA from Vombatus ursinus (common wombat), 990 nucleotides. It is a transcript of the gene GJB7, whose product is annotated as gap junction protein beta 7. Gene Ontology annotation, biological process: cell communication. NCBI's taxonomy places the organism in Eukaryota, Metazoa, Chordata, Mammalia, Diprotodontia, Vombatidae. The record is from RefSeq and is a predicted model, not a curated record. Gene Ontology annotation, cellular component: connexin complex.